Mytilus californianus (California mussel) is the source of this 1159-nucleotide messenger RNA. RefSeq lists its product as uncharacterized. Bases 5 to 1159 code for a protein of 384 amino acids. The record is from RefSeq and is a predicted model, not a curated record. The transcript is spliced from 4 exons. Lineage: Eukaryota; Metazoa; Mollusca; Bivalvia; Mytilida; Mytilidae.
GAAUAUGUCUGUCUGGGUAGGAAGUCAUGGUGUCCGCUACAGUGCCGAAUUUAGGAACAUCAUCUAUGAAAUAAACCCUGUGUACUUGCCUUGUGUUUACAAAGAGAUGUUUGAAAACAAUGCCACAAACACAAUGAGGGAAAACGAAGAUAUACAUGAAGACGCGAAAACGUUAAUAAAAGACAGUACCUUUGUUAAGACGAUUGAGAAGGAAAAUGUACAAAAGAACAGAUGUUCAAGCGCUGUUAUAUAUCAAGAGCCGAAUGAAAACAGUAAACAGGAUGAAUUCAGUGGAUGGAAAACUUGUUCCACGGAGCACUCUGCAACAUCUGUUCAUUGCAAUACAACACAAUUAGAGGAUAGUGUGAAACACCGGAGUCACUCUGCUUCAGCCAAACUAAAUGUAUUGAAGACUGAUUCUCCGUCACAAACUACACAAAAAACGGGAAAGACAAAACAGCUUAAAGAUCGCUUUGGUUUUACGAGACCUAUCACAAACGGAGGAGCUGGUACCCAGAAUCAAGAAAGAAAGUCAACUGAUCAGCAGAAGGUCACACUGUCUAAUUACACUACCCCUGGAUAUACAAGUAGAUCAACUAGUCCAAUACAGUAUAAAUUUGUCCAUUUUGAGUUUUCGGAAAACUAUAUAGAACAAUACAGACAAGAAUAUACUAUGGGAAAAAUUGAGGACAUAUCAAUGAAGACUACCAACACGUGUGUUUGUAGAAGAGUUACCAGUACCGUAGUACCCAGCGUUCCUAUGAUGCCAAUGUUCUGUACAACAGAGCCGUAUACACAAGACAGUAUCAAGUUAAAAGUAGCUAACUCAUUUUACAUUGAUACACAGACAGUUAAAACCAGACAUGAUGCACCAAAAAAGAAACAAACAACUCCCAAAUUUACUCAGUUCUCAGAAAGACAAAAGAUGCACCAGAAGCAAGUUUGUGAAAACAAAUCUCCACAUUUUCUGAUUGGUCACAACGGUGUUCUUAAAAUGGGGUACUAUAACAAUCCCUUGGUUGUAGACAAUACUGGUGCAUCCUCAACAAGCAAAUCAUCCGGGUCAUGUCGCAGCAGGCCAUCAAUACAUAACAACGCUCGUGGUCACACUCAUCCAAGCUCUGCUAACUCUCAAUAUAUGGUUUAUCGCAAGAAAUAA